UUCUAUCUGGAAAUUAGACAACUGGCUGAAUGGUGCACUGAGAUUUUACUUCAUUCGGCAAUACUCUCAAUCCAAUUAAUCUACUUCCGAUGAACAAUAGCUGAUAGACAGAUAAGAUUAAACGACCCUACCAGCAUCAUGGUGGGUGGUCACUUCAAUGAUUCCCCAUUUCCGUUCGUUCCGCAGUUGAUUCAUUGGAUUGCAAUCGAAGACACGGCUUAUCACCUAUCCAAGGCAUCUUCUAAUUGUCGAACGAUCCUCCCGUGUCCAAUCAGGGAUAGGGUAAUGACUGUGGCGACCACUUUUGGGCAUCCUCUAGAUACCAAAAUAGGUGGAGCAAGAAAAGACAGGGUGGCUGAGGUGAAACCCCCUGGUCCCCUGCCUUCCCGUCGAGUCCCUGUUGCUUCACCCCUCGUACGGGGGUCAGACAUCAACUCAAGCGACAGGUUCAUCCAAUAGUUCGGUAAGGAGAUUCCAGAUCGGUCUGCUACCUUGCUCACAUCAGAAAAUUGGGGUCUGA
This is a messenger RNA of Aspergillus aculeatinus CBS 121060, 520 nucleotides long. RefSeq lists its product as uncharacterized. NCBI's taxonomy places the organism in Eukaryota, Fungi, Ascomycota, Eurotiomycetes, Eurotiales, Aspergillaceae. The transcript has a single exon. The coding region runs from base 139 to 459 and encodes 106 amino acids. The record is from RefSeq and is a predicted model, not a curated record.